AUGGCCGCUGUUCAGCAUAUCGGCUCUUUUUACACGAGUAAACCUGUCAUUGGAAUCGAAGAUUCUCUAUUGGGGCAGAACGAACAGAUAGAUGGAUUCACCGUGCAAACAACCCUGCUGACAGCAUUGGCAAAGAGCAUGUGCGCGGAGCAGGACCUUGCCGAUGAACUACUAUCAAAGGCAAUGCACCAAGCAAGCCUCAUUGGCAUGGACACCAAAAUACUUGCAGGCUUUAUUUCCGAAAGCGAUCCAGUACUCGCAGAAAGUUGGAGACGCACAAUGUGGAUGUUAUAUGUGAGCGACGCAAACUUUGCUGUUAUCCGACAGGACUAUACGUUGAGGCUGAAGGACAUGAGCUUUGACGUGGAUCUACCAUGCGAAGAUAAGGAGUACAAUGAAAUGCUUAUUCCGCAAACAAGAACGACAUUUGCAGAGUAUCAUAACCGCGAGUACGACAUGCAAGAAAAGCAGUUUUCUUCGUUUGCAUAUUACAUCGAUGCAAGUGUAAUAUUUGCUACCACACUGCACGCAUCGCUCAAGUUCAAGACAACAUCCAAAGCAGAGAUGCUCUGUGAUAAUCUUGAGGCCAAGAUCGCUGGCUGGUUUGCCAUGUUACCGCCAAGUAAACGAGACCUCGAUGUUCGGCCUGCCUUCCUGGAUCAACUCAUUUUACAAUCACACAUGAUGAUGUACACGCCCUUUUCCACCCUUCGAUAUGACCCUAUUGAAGGAAUUUCUACGUGCGGGUCGCCCCCCCCUCCGCUGCUCCUGGGACUCAGCAGUGGAGGCGGGCUGAAUCGCCAGUCGCAUCUGCAAAAGCUCUUACAGGCUAUCCGCAAGCAGAACCAGUGCCUUAUCAUCUUACCCCUCGGCUCCGCCCAGCUAUCGCCUUUCGUCAUCUGCAUGGUUGCCUGCUGCACCAUUGCUCAUCUCGUAGCUUGCAAGUCGGCACUACCAGAGGAUGAAGCCGAAGUAGCCCGAUCCCGGAUCCGCGUUUGCCUUGGCACGCUCAGGCAUUAUGAGGAUAUAUGGCCAAGGGCCAAGAAGAUAUUAUUGGAACUCAAGAGAAUCGCCAAUUCCAUUCUUCAGACUGAGACGGCGACCUUGCAUUAUCAGCCCGCCUAUACUGAAGUCUCUGCAAAUCAUCAAGACACCACCCUUGGGGAUUUAUUUGAAGAGGAAUGGCUUGACGCCCUGAGGGACUUGACAUGAGGAAUGAAAGUGGAUGACGUGAUGUAUUAUAGAGCGUGAAACGAAGCUGAAAG
Molecule: messenger RNA, 1265 nt
Organism: Fusarium oxysporum Fo47
Lineage: Eukaryota; Fungi; Ascomycota; Sordariomycetes; Hypocreales; Nectriaceae
Product: fungal specific transcription factor domain-containing protein
Exons: 3
Coding region: 1-1212 (403 amino acids)
Biological process (GO): DNA-templated transcription
Molecular function (GO): DNA binding; zinc ion binding
Source: RefSeq, a predicted model, not a curated record